This is a messenger RNA of Apis laboriosa (Himalayan honeybee), 2565 nucleotides long. RefSeq names its product sphingomyelin phosphodiesterase 4. Gene Ontology annotation, biological process: glycerophospholipid catabolic process; sphingomyelin catabolic process; ceramide biosynthetic process. The transcript is spliced from 14 exons. NCBI's taxonomy places the organism in Eukaryota, Metazoa, Arthropoda, Insecta, Hymenoptera, Apidae. The record is from RefSeq and is a predicted model, not a curated record. Gene Ontology annotation, molecular function: sphingomyelin phosphodiesterase D activity. The coding region runs from base 66 to 2444 and encodes 792 amino acids.
AUUGUCAGUAAAUUUUUUUUAAAUGUUACUUUUAAUAAUUCGUGGAAACAUAAAUAAAUACGAAUAUGGCUGCAUCUUCAGACGUUGCUACGAUCAGACUACAAAGAUACUUAAACAUGCCAUUGGUGCAAAGAUGCAAGGAAAUAGCAAUGUUAAUAGAUGAAUCAAGCACAACAGAAUUACAACAUGUAUUUUCAAUAUUAAUAGAUUCAUUAUUUGGGAUUACUGACAAUAUUGGUUGGGGUUUACAUAGCAUUACUUUUAAGAAAAAUGCUCAAGAAUAUGAAACACUUUGUAAUUUUCUUAAUCCACAAGGACCUGUCUUUUCACUGUGUUAUAAAUUAUUACCAGAUUGUUAUUUAAAAUAUAACUUUCCAGUUUCAUUUUUACCAGCAAAAAUACGUUUAAUGUUAGAGGAAGGAGUAAUACCACCAUUUUAUCUAGACAAAAUCAGAGAUGAUCAAAGUACACGUUGUGUAUCUGCGCUAAAUAUGAACCCCUUUGAAUAUUACAUUUUCCAUUUUGCAUAUCAUUUAACAAACCCAUGGUUACAAGUACAGCAGCAGGAGAAUGUCUGGAUUAAUUGGGAAACUGUUUAUGUUCAAUUAGCACAUUGUUACUUAUAUCAUUUUUUACCUAGAGAUAAUUCCCCUGUUUUGCCAAUAAUUAGUCCAUACAUCAGAAAAACACCUCAACGAAAACUUGUACAAUCACCUGAAUCUAAAAGAAAUUAUUAUAGAAUGCAAACACCACGACUUUUGAGAACAUCAAUAUUAUCGCCAGGAUCUCCGACUUCCACAUCAACCGUACCACAGCAACAAUGUUUGCCACAAGUUUGGAGAAGUGAAACUGUAGUUCAAGUAUUUCUUGAUUUUUGGGUAGAAUAUAUAGAAGAUGAUAAAUUAUGUUCAUCUUUAAGCACAUCAUAUUCUGCGUCCGUACCGCGUCGACAUAGCAUUCAUUCUGGAGAGCAUAUACGUCUAGUUCGAGCAUUUAUAAAAACUUUGCAUGAAUUUGCAAAUAGUGCCACAGGCGAUAAAAGUGCAAUGGAUGAACUUAAACGAAUUAUUUUACCUUCCGUCCAAGGCAAAAUUUACACAUUUCUUCGAAAAGCUAUACAUCAUUGGCCUCUAGAUAGUUCCUUUAGAUUAAUUCUUGAAGCAUGGUUAAGCUUUAUUCAACCAUGGAGAUAUUUUCCUAGUAUAACAUACACAAAAGAAGGUAAAUCUGAAGAAGAAGAAAGAGGAAAGAUACAUGAUCCAAAUAGAUGGAUGCCUUUUAUUGCACACAAUUUGUUAGCAUAUUCAGCAAUAUUCCAACAAUUACUUCCACGAUUUAUGAGGACAGAUCUUGUGGCUCCAAAAAAUGCAUUAAUGUUAUUUAGAGUUACAAAAGUUUUUUCGCAACCACAUCUAGCAAAAAUAAUAUGCGAAAUAGAAAGUCAUAUGGAUGAUGUUGGACUAAGUAGAAGUCGAUGUGUAUCCACAAAUCAAUGGGCUUCAAUUGUACGACAACAAAUUUCAGAACUAGAAGGACCAACUUAUCAAUAUAUACCAAUGUUUUCUAUGUCUACUGUAUCACAAGUCGUAUGUCUAUUAAGCACAAUUAAACAAGCAUAUUUAACAGCAACCAGUUUAAUCGAUGCAUUAGAAAAGAAACGAAAAAGUAGACGAUUUUUUUUAGCAUUAUGGGAAUUUUUUUAUGGCGAGGAUUAUUCUUCAGAUGAUGUUAGUAUAGAAGAAAGACGUCGUGUUCCUAUUUAUUUAGCAAAUGCACAGCAACAAUUAAUUGAAAUCUUCGAGAUUAAAGUAGAAGACAUUCCCCAGGUAGCUAUUGAAGCUGAUGAAGAAUAUCAUGAAAGCAUUUUAUCAACAUCUUUUUAUCACAGUCAAUCACAGAUGGAUUCUAGUUUAGAUACAAGUAAACCAGGUGUAUUUGUACCUAUUCAAAAAGAUAGACAAACAUGUCAAUAUAUCGAAUAUAUGGGUGAUCCAGAAUUACAACCAAUUCGAAGUAAUGAAUGUGCAUUACUUGUUAGGAAUUUUUAUAAACUCUGUACAUAUAUAAACAUAAAAUAUCGGCACAAGAUAACUAGAAUGUACCAUGAAAGUGGUUUUUUCGGAAACAUUUAUCGACAAAUAUUACAACCACCAACAAAAAUUGUGAAGUUACCAAAACGAACGCAAAAUGGACUUUCCUGCGGAUAUGAGGAACGUAUUCCACCUCGAUUGAGUUUGCGACCACUAGCUAAUUAUAGCUUACUUGUACCCAUAAGUCUUGGAUCAUUUAUUACUUGGUUUACAAAUUAUGGAAUCUUUAUGUUUCUUGGAUUUGUUUUUGUUAUAUGGUUCAUAUAUAUAAUAAUACGAGCAAUGUUAGAACCAUGGACUCAAUCGAACAGAAAUACAAUUAGAACGAAUAAUACGUCAUUUUCUAUGAAUUGAUCAGCUUAAAAUUGUUAUAUUGUAUAAAAAUUAACAUGUAUUCAUUGACAUGUAAUUCCAAAUAUAAAUUAUAUACAAAUUAUUUUUUGUAAUAUUAAAUAUAAUUAAAAAAAUAAUUAAA